AGGAGCCGCCGCCAUUUUGGUUUCGCUGCCUCGGCUCGGAGCUGGGCCGAAGCGGCGGCCGGUCGGUCCCGGUCCCGCCCUGGCCCCGUCCCCGCGGGCGGCCCGGGGAAGAUGCGGCGCGGAGGAGAACGUCCUCGGCCCCGGCCGCGUUGUCGCUGACACGAGUAGAAGAUGCUGGCUGCCAGUAGCAGAACAGAUCUUCUGUGGAACAUAUCUCUGUAAAUCUUCCCUAAAAUUAACCCCAAGGCACCUCUUCUGCCUGUGAUGGACCCUCGGAAUACUGCUAUGUUAGGCUUGGGUUCUGAUUCUGAAGGGUUUGCUGGGAAAAGCCCCUCUGUAGUAAACAUUGGCACGUUGGUGGGGAAAGGAGAAGUCGAGCUAGAGAGUUGCACCAAGGAAGAAGACGACGGGAAGAAGAAGAACCGGGAGGGGAACAGUGCAGAGAAUGGGAAGAACGAGGCUCUGACUGAUGCACAGCAACAGUUCUCAGUGAAAGAAACAAACUUUUCAGAGGGCAACUUGAAACUGAAGAUUGGUCUUCAAGCAAAACGAACCAAAAAGCCUCCCAAGAACCUGGAGAAUUAUGUGUGCAGGCCUGCUAUAAAAACCAGCAUCAAGCAACCCAGAAGGGCACCCAAGAGUGGGAAGAUGACAGAUGAGAAGAACGAGCACUGCCCUUCCAAACAAGACCCUUCAAAGUCGUACAAGAAAGCGGGAGAAGUGACAACAGUUGAGUUACAUGUGGAAGAAGGUACACAAGUAGAAACAAAUCCUUUAUCUAAGAAAGUUUCCCCAUUGCACUCUGAAAUGACAGAUUAUAUAAAGUCACCUCCUCCAACUCUUAUCAGUAGCCAUAAUUCUGACUUAAAGGAUAGAACACAAAUUAAUGGAGCAACUACUGUCACAGAGAAAUUGGCUCAACUUAUUGCAACUUGUCCUCCUUCAAAGUCUUCCAAAACAAAGCAAAAGAAGCCUGGAAAUGGAACUGCAUCUGGUUUGGUUAAAGACCCUGGGAAGAAGCUGCCAGGAACCAUAACUGCAAGUGGGUUAGUUAGUAAAGAUUUGGUAAAGAAACUGCCAGUAUCUGCUAUUGCUGUUGGAUUGGUUAACAAGGACUCAGGGAAGAAGCCAUUAGGGAUUGGUAAUGCAGCCAUAUUGGUUAACAAAGACUCUGGGAAGAAGCCACAAGGAAUGGGCCCGUUAAUUGGAUUGGUUAACAAGGACUCUGGCAAGAGGCCGCCGGGGAUCAGCACUCCAGCUGGGUUAGUGAGCAAGGACUCUGGAAAGAAACAGCCAGUAACCAGCUCUGCAGUUGGGUUAAUCAGCAAAGAUGUUGGGAGGAAACUCCCUGCUAUCAACACUCCACCUGCACUGACUAAUAAGGAGCCUGUGAAAAAGCCAGUGGGGCUUGGCACUCCAGCAGCGUUGAUUAACAAGGAUGCUGGGAAGAAGUUGUUGGGAAUAAGUAGUCCUCCAGGACUGGUUAACAAGGAUUGUGGGAGAAAGAUACCAGGGACUGGCAACACAACAGUUGUGACAAACAAAGACUCUGGGAGGAAGACACCAGGGAUUGGCAGCCCAGUUGGCCCAGUUAACAAGGACUCUGGGAGGAAGAUAACAGGAAUGAGCGGUCCGGUGGGAUUGGUCAGCAAGGACUCUGGGAAGAAGCCAACGGGAAUGAGCAGCCCGGUUGGUUUGGUCACCAAGGACUCUGGAACUCUGAAAGCAGACUCUCUUAGCCCUGCCUCAGAGCCCUUCAAGCUUCCUUGCAAUUCAAACCUCAGUAGCCUUGAAAGCCACGAGACUACAGAUUUACUGAAGGAAAACAGCAGCGGCAAGAGCUUUGAGAAGCACGUGCUGAGACAGAGCAAAGAAAGCAUCUUGGACAAGUUCUCAAUUCGGAAAGAAAUCGCUGAUGUAGGCAAAGAGAUGUUUAAUGAAGGAAUGUGUCCCCCACAGGAUGCUUACUCCAGCAGUGAAAAAGGGAUCUAUGAAACAUCUAAGCACGAAAAGCAACCUCCAGUCUACUGCACUUCACCAGACUUCAGAACAGGGGGUGCUUCGGACGUCUCGACGGCAAAGUCCCCGUUCAGUGCGGUGGGAGAGGGGAAUCUCCCAUCACCUUCUCCCACAGUGUCUGUUACCACCUUAAACAGGAGCCUCUCCACAGCAUCUUCCCACUUAGCAUCCAGCUCCUCCUCCUUGCAUCUAAGUUCCACGGCUGAUCUUUUAGAGGGGAUCUCGGAUCAGAUGGGCAAAACUCAGUUUGCUACUGACAGCAGCCUCCUGAACCUCAACAGGACAUUGAACCGUCCUCUGAGCACCGAUUUUAAAGGUGCUGACAAAGAUUCAAACGAUUCCAAAGCAACUUAUGUUGAGACUUCAAGAACCAGUCCCUCUACAGGGAAAAAACCCAUUUUGGCAGCUGAAACAAGCAUUCAUGCCACUGUCACCCCUUCAGUCGUUAGUUUCACAAGCUUGUUUAGCAGCAAGCAGUUCCUAAAGAUCGGGGCAAUAGCUUCAUCAGAGAAAUCCUGCCAAGGAGCAAAAAACCUGAGCUCAGCUCAGCAAUCCAAACCUUUAAAGAAGAGAAAAGGAAGGAAACCACGAUGGACUAAAGUGGUGUCGAGGAGCACGUGUCGGCCCCCAAAGGGUCUGGAGCUUGAAAGGUCAGAGCUCUUCAAAAACAUUUCAUACACUGCACUGUCGAGCAGUAAUUUGGAACAGGCCAAAUUCUUGAAGAACAUAGGGUCAGCUUCCUUCGUGGAGCACGAGUUUGUCAAGCAUCAGCUGCCAAAACUGAACGAAGCUAACGGACAGUCUCUCGCUCUCUUAGCUGAGAGUGACAAACAAACUCCAAAGUUCUACAGUUCUCACAAGCAACCUUCUGGUUUGUGUAUGUCAGAUGAUUUCUUACCUGACAUGUAUAAACCCAAAAGGGGGAGACCCAAAUCCAAGGAGAUGCCAGAGCUCGAGGGACCUCCCAAGAGAACUUUAAAGAUCCCGGCAUCGAAAGUCUUUUCGGUGCAGUCAAAAGAAGAGCAAGAACCUCCUAUUUUGCAGCCUGAAGUUGAAAUUCCCUCCUUAAAACAGAGCUUAUCAGGACAAGCUUUUCCUAAAAAGAGAGGGAGACCUAAAAGGCAGAUCAGGUCCUCGAUUAAAAUGAAGCCCCCCAUCCUCUCCGUGGCACCUUUCGUCGGAACGGAGAGCUCGAGCAAAAUGGGAUCGGAAAGCGAUCAACAUCCAAGUGGGGAUUUUUUUGAGAGAAAGGAGCAGCUUCGAGGGCCAGAAGUCAUCCAAAGCCCUAAUAUUUGUAGCAUGAGCGAUUUGGAAGUAGACUCAGACAGAAAAGUCGCCAAGAGAAACAACGGCCAGUUAAUGAAAACGAUUAUUCGGAAGAUCAACAAAAUGAAAACUCUGAAGCGAAAGAAGCUCUUGAAUCAGAUUCUGUCGAGUACUGUGGAACCAAAUAACAAAGGGAAAGUGCAAUCUAAACUCCACAACACGGUGUCAACUCUUGCUGCAACGUUUGGGUCAAAGUUAGGCCAGCAAAUCAACGUCAGCAAGAAAGGAACCAUUUAUAUAGGGAAAAGGAGAGGGAGGAAACCGAAAGCCGUCUUGAACGGGAUUCUAAGCGGCGGUUCUGCUGGCCUGACAGUCCUUGAGAAGUCUGCUCAGCAAGGUCCUGGUACGUCCUUAGGACAAGUACUUCCCCAUUUGCUGCCUUCAACAGCUACUAGUUCAGAGAUUCUGCCAUCUCCAGCUUGCUCCCAGUCGUCUGUGGUGAGCGGGGGGCAGAGCCCCGUGGGCAGCGACGCGGGUUUCAUCGAGCCCAGCUCCGUGCCCUAUUUACACAUCCACUCCAGGCAAGGGAGUGUUGUCCAGACCCUUGCCAUGAAGAAAGCUGCAAAGGGAAGGAGGAGAUUAUCUCCCCCAACCUUGUUGCCAAACUCUCCUUCUCACUUGAGCGAGCUGCCGUCGUUGAAAGAAGCCACUCCGUCCCCAGUCAGCGAGUCCCACAGCGACGAGACCAUUCCCAGCGACAGCGGGAUAGGGACAGACAACAACAGCACCUCGGAUCGAGCCGAAAAGUUUUGUGGGCAGAAGAAGAAAAGACAUUCCUUUGAUCACGUUUCCCUUCUCCCCCCUGAAACUUCCACUGUCUUGAGUAACCUGAAAGAAAAACACAAACACAAGUGCAAGCGCCGCGGCCACGAUUACCUCAGCUACGACAAAAUGAAGAGGCAGAAGAGGAAAAGGAAAAAGAAAUACCCUCAGCUCCGUGGGAGGCAGGACCCAGAUUUCCUGGCUGACUUGGAAGAGUUGAUCAGUCGCCUGAGUGAGAUCCGAAUCACCCACAGGAGUCAUCACUUCAUUCCCCGGGACCUGCUGCCCACCAUCUUUAGGAUAAACUUCAAUAGUUUCUACACUCAUCCCACUUUCCCUUUAGAUCCUUUGCACUACAUUAGGAAACCUGAUCUAAAGAAAAAGAGAGGCAGGCCUCCCAAAAUGCGAGAGGCUAUGGCAGAAAUGCCCUUUAUGCAUAGUCUUGGCUUUCCUCUCUCCAGCACCGGGUUCUACCCCUCCUACGGCAUGCCUUACUCUCCAUCUCCCCUCGCAGCUGCCCCCAUUGGCUUAGGCUACUAUGGAAGGUACCCUCCAACCCUUUAUCCUCCUCCACCUUCUCCUUCUUUUACUACCCCUCUGCCACCACCUUCCUACAUGCACACAGGUCAUUUGCUUCUCAAUCCCACCAAAUACCACAAGAAAAAACACAAACUCCUCCGCCAGGAAGCUUUCCUCACCACAAGCAGGACUCCACUGCUGUCCAUGAGCACGUACCCCAGCGUUCCACCUGAGAUGGCCUAUGGCUGGAUGCUGGAACAUAAGCACAGGCACCGCCAUAAACACAGAGAACAUCGUUCUUCAGAGCAGCCCCAGGUUUCCAUGGACGCCAUAACGGCCAAUAGCUCCCCACGAACGGUUCUGGAGUCCUUGAAACGCUACAGGUUUGGGAAAGAGGCUGUGGGUGAGAGGUACAAACAUAAAGAGAAACACAGAUGUCACAUGUCUUGUCCACACCUCUCGCCUUCCAAGGGUUUGUUAAGCAGAGACGAACAGUGGGUCAGGAGAGAGCCUUCGGAGUCUAAUUCCUUAGCCCUGGGAUUGCAAACGCCCUUACAGAUAGACUGUUCAGAGAAUCCCCCAGGGCUGUCCUUGGGGGGAUUUACUCCAAGCUCUGAGCCAGCCACCACCGAGGAACACACAAACCUUUUCACAAGUGCAAUAGGCAGCUGCAGAGUCACCAACUCUGCCAGCAGCAACGGACGGAAAAAGUUACCCGAGAGCCCCGGCCUGUUCGGCGCCCAGGACACGGCCCUCGCCCGACCUCUCCGAAAGGAAGCCUUGCCUUCCCUUGAAAAGGCACUGCAGCCACUCUCAGGCACUUUGCCAACACAGGACAAACCUUCCCAGAGGCAGUCAGAGAGCACAAACUGCAGCCCAUCCAGAAAGAGAUCAACGUCUGAGAGCACAUCUUCUACAGUGAUUGGAGUCCCUGCCCGAGGAGCAAGGCUGGCAUCUGCUGGGGAGGAUUCAGUGGACAGCUUACUGCAACGAAUGGCACAGCAUGACAGCCAGGCCACUUUGGACAAAACCUUAGAAGCAGUCAUUGCAAACGUGUCUGUUCCACCCUCAGCUAGUCCUGCUCGAAACCACCCUAGGGAAAGAAGUCUGGGCAAACAAGACAACCUUGUAGCUCCAGCCAUUCCCAGCAGCUCCUGCAGCGACAGCAUCUCGCUUCUGUCAGACAGAUUACCAAACAGCUACUCCCCACAUCACCUCAAGAGGAGUGUGGUUGAAGCCAUGCAACGCCAAGCUAGGAAAAUGUGCAAUUACAACAAGAUCUUGGCAACAAAAAAAAAUCUUGACCAUGUCAAUAAAAUCCUGAAAGCCAAAAAGCUGCAAAGACAGUCCAGGACUGGGAAUAACUUCGUGAAGCGUAGGCCAGGUAGACCCAGGAAAUACCCAAUGCAGGCUGUUGUUUCAAUGCAAGCUUUCCAAGCAGCAAGACUGGUCAGUCAGGAGUUAGAUAAAGGAGAAGAAAGCAGCAGUCCCUUACAUCUUGGACCUGAUACCAUCACAGAUGUGAUUGAAGCUGUGGUGCAGAGUGUCAACUUGAAUCCAGAGCAUCGGAAAGGCUGGAAGAGAAAGAGGUGGCUUGCAGAGGAACAGGCCAGGAAACGACAGAAGCCUUUACCAGAAGAUGAACAGGAGAGCAAUAAGAGUUUUCCUGAGACAGUAGCUGAACCUCCCAGUCCACAUGAUGCCCUUGGGAAACCACAGGAACCUGAAAACACUGAAAAGCCUUUGCCAUCUCUGCCCCAGCGUGAGAAAAAAGCCCCUCGACCCCCAAAGAAGAAGUACCAGAAGGCAGGGCUCUACUCUGAUGUGUACAAAACAACAGACCCAAAGAGCCGCCUCAUCCAAUUAAAGAAGGAAAAGCUGGAGUACACUCCUGGAGAGCACGAGCAUGGAUUGUUCCCAGCCCCUAUUCACGUUGGAAAGUAUCUCAGACAAAAGCGAAUCGACUUCCAGCUGCCUUACGACAUCCUCUGGCAGUGGAAACACAAUCAGUUGUAUAAAAAGCCAGAUGUGCCACUGUACAAAAAGAUCCGGUCUAAUGUCUAUGUGGAUGUCAAACCUCUUUCUGGCUACGAGGCCACUACCUGCAAUUGCAAGAAACCAGAUGAUGACAAUGGAAAGGGCUGUGUGGAGGAUUGUCUGAACAGGAUGAUCUUUGCAGAGUGUUCACCAAACACCUGCCCUUGUGGUGACCAGUGUUGUAAUCAGAGGAUACAGAGGCAUGAGUGGGUGCAGUGCCUGGAGAGGUUCCGGGCUGAGGAGAAAGGAUGGGGUAUUCGUACCAAGGAACCCCUGAAAGCAGGACAGUUUAUCAUUGAAUAUCUGGGAGAAGUUGUUAGUGAGCAAGAAUUCAGGAACAGGAUGAUUGAGCAGUACCAUAACCACAGUGAUCAUUACUGCCUGAACUUAGACAGCGGGAUGGUGAUUGAUAGCUACCGGAUGGGCAACGAGGCUCGUUUCAUCAACCACAGCUGUAACCCCAACUGUGAGAUGCAGAAAUGGUCUGUUAAUGGUGUUUACAGAAUUGGAUUGUAUGCCCUUAAGGACAUGCCUGCUGGUACUGAAUUGACUUAUGACUACAAUUUUCAUUCAUUUAACGUUGAAAAACAGCAACUCUGCAAAUGUGGUUUUGACAAGUGCAGAGGAAUCAUUGGAGGCAAAAGCCAGCGAAUGAAUGGACUUUCAAACAAAAGCAAUCAGCCUGUGAGCACCCACAGAAGGCCUGGAAGGUCGAAAGAGAAAAGGAAGUCAAAGCACAAACUAAAGAAGAGAAAGGGCCACAUCCCAGAGGAACCCAGCGAGAGUGUGAGUGCACCAACAAGGCUGACACCCCAGCUUCAGAUGAAGCCCAUGUCUAACAGAGAAAGGAACUUUGUGCUAAAACACCACGUGUUUUUGGUACGAAACUGGGAGAAGAUUCGCCAGAAGCAGGAGGAGGUGAAGCACGUGAGUGACACCAUCCACAGCACGUCGCUGUACACCCGCUGGAACGGCAUCUGCCGGGACGAUGGCAACAUCAAAUCUGAUGUUUUCAUGACCCAGUUUUCAGCCCUCCAGACCUCUCGCUCUGUGCGAACGCGGCGCUUGGCUGCGGCUGAGGAGAACCUGGAGGUGGCUCGUGCUGCCCGCCUGGCACAGAUCUUCAAGGAGAUAUGUGACAGCAUCAUCUCCUAUAAAGAUUCCUCCAGGCAGGCUCUUGCAGCUCCCCUCCUGAACCUACCCCCAAAGAAAAAAAAUGCAGACUAUUAUGAGAAGAUCUCUGACCCCUUGGACCUUGCCACAAUUGAGAAACAGAUCUUGACUGGCUAUUAUAAAACUGUGGAAGCUUUUGAUGGGGACAUGCUGAAGGUCUUCAGAAAUGCAGAGAAAUACUACGGUAGGAAGUCUCCCACGGGCCGGGACGUGUGCAGGCUGCGCAAAGCUUAUUACAGCGCCCGGCACGAGGCCUCUGCCCAGAUCGAUGAGAUCGUGGGGGAAACAGGGAGUGAAGCUGACAGCAGUGAGACAUCAGUGUGUGAGAAGGAGAACGGGCACGAGAAGGAUGAGGAUGUGAUCCGCUGCAUCUGUGGCCUCUACAAAGAUGAAGGGCUCAUGAUCCAGUGUGAAAAGUGCAUGGUGUGGCAGCACUGUGACUGCAUGGGGGUGAACUCUGAUGUUGAGCAUUACUUGUGUGAACAGUGUGAACCUCGAUCUGUCAACAGGGAGGUUCCCAUGAUCCCUCGUCCCCAUUAUGCCCAGCCUGGCUGUGUUUAUUACAUCUGCUUGUUAAGGGAUGAUCUGCUGCUGCGCCAAGGUGAUUGUGUUUACCUGAUGAGAGACAGCCGCAGGACCCCAGACGGACACCCCGUGCGUCAGUCCUAUCGGCUCCUGUCCCACAUCAACAGGGACAAACUCGACAUCUUCCGCAUUGAAAAGCUCUGGAAAAACGAGAAAGAGGAGAGGUUUGCAUUUGGCCAUCAUUACUUCCGACCCCACGAAACUCAUCACUCCCCUUCCCGCAAGUUUUACCACAACGAGCUGUUCCGGGUGCCCCUGUAUGAAAUCAUCCCCCUAGAGGCUGUGGUGGGAACCUGCUGUGUCCUUGACCUGUACACCUACUGCAAAGGGAGGCCAAAGGGUGUGAAGGAGCAGGACGUGUACAUCUGUGACUACCGCCUGGACAAAUCCGCUCACCUCUUCUACAAGAUCCACCGGAACCGUUACCCUGUGUGCACCAAGCCCUACGCCUUCGACCACUUCCCCAAGAAACUCACCCCCAAGAGAGACUUUUCACCUCAUUAUGUACCAGACAACUACAAGAGAAAUGGAGGCAGGUCAUCCUGGAAAACAGAUCGUCCAAAGCCACAGCUUAAAGAUUUAAACCAAGAAGAAGAUUCUCUUCCACUUAUUGAGGAUGUUUUAGGAAACCAGGAUCAAACUCCAAGUGAGAUGCCCAGCCUGGAAGAGCCAGAAAAAGAAGCAGCCUCUAGUGAGACCUGUGCAACGGAGAAGAAGGUGGAAGAAAGCAGUUCUGACACGAGGCAGCUCUGCACUCCAGAGGAAAGGCGGCACAUCCAGAGAGAGAGACUCAAUCAGAUCCUGCUCAACCUCCUAGAGAAAAUCCCAGGGAAAAAUGCUAUUGAUGUCACAUAUUUGCUAGAGGAAGGGUCAGGAAGAAAGCUGAGGCGACGCACACUCGCCAUCCCCGAGAGCAGCUUCAGGAAAUGAUCACCACAAAGAGAAUCUGCUCCCACAAAACCCAACCUCCUGGGGACUGAAGGCAGGAGCCCCAACUUCCUCUGCACCAAGCCAAGGAAAAGAGGGCAAAGCAGAAAACUGACAAAUACUUAACAAAACAGUUAGCACUUAGAUGUGUGGGUGGGCAGGUUGCCCUGCCCCUGCUCUGCAGUGCUCUUCUGGUGUGUGUGUUGUUGGGCGUGCCUUGUAUUGAUGUUAGGUACUGAGAACACAAACCUCGUGGUUAUUGUCCAGGAUGGUCAAAGUUAAUUUAUUUUUUGCUUGAUAUUCCCACUCAGAGGAAAAAAAAAAGUAUAUAUAUAUAAAAGAUGGGGAGGUGAGGCAGAGAAAUGACUGAUUUAUUGAGGAGAAUGUUCCCCCACAUUCACCAGUUUUAACCUGUGGUCGUACCAGAAUAACCAGCUGGGAGAGGGGAAGGUCCCAAUGGCUUCAAAACAAGGAAAGGCUGCCCUAAAAGCCUCUGAUUUGCACAAGUUCCAAGAAGAAAGAAACAUACCCAAAACCUCCAAAAGGUUUUGACAAAGGAGAAGCUUGUCCAGAGUCACCUCGGAGAGAGUUUGGUGGUCGAGACGCUCGUUGUGUGGUGGGGAAGAGGAGGAGGGGGAAAGGGUGUGAGGAAGAUGAUGAUGAUGAUGAUGAUGAGUAUUCUUUUUCACCUUAUUUUUUUUUCCUUCUUCUUCUGCAGAGAAGUUUUAUAAAGCAAGUCAAAUCCUGACAACACCAUAGCUGUUGGUUUUUUUGCUAAGCCCGUGGUUCUCGUGCGUCUUUGAGUGUGUCGUGAGAGUCCAAAAAGCUCUUAAAAAGGACAAAAAGAAAGACAAAAAAAAGAGAAAAAACAAAGAAAAACCAAAAAAAAAAUAAGAGAAACUUUCACUACAUGAACCUGUCAGAACAGUAUUUGUUGUGAACUGUAGAAUAUAUCAACUGCUAACACUAUUCUUGUGAUCUGGUUGUACAGCUUAAAGAAACGUCCGUGUCUCUCUUAAAUUAAGAGCCAGCGUAUCCCACUCCUCCCUUCUCCCUAAUCCCCCUCCCCUCCAAAAAUACAUCAACCCCAGGCCCAAGGCAACAACCCCAAGCCCUCAAUUCUCCCAGUGGGACAUGGCCACAGCCACAAUCCCCUCCCUAAGGGGAAGCCACCAUUGCCACGAGAGGUGGUUGGCACACCCAGGCCUUUCCCCCUCCCCCAGCUUUCCCCCCUCUCUCCCUUUCCUCUGAAACAGCUUUUUUUGGGUCUUUCCAAAAGUCCAUAUUGCAUAGAAAGUCCUGUUUUAGGUGGUUUUUUUUCCCCCCCUCCCUCCCCACCUUCUAAACCCAUUUGGAAACGUGCCAAGUUGUAUAUAUCUUUUAUCUGCUGCGUGGAUGUAAAAGCAAUACAAGUAGCUCCAUGUUCCUUUUUGAAUGGACCAAGCUUGUCCUAAUGUACAUUUCUUGUUCUUAUGAUGAUUAUUUUACUCUUGAGUGGAACAUGACUCAUUCCAUUAACUUUUAUGUGUUGAUAAAAA
Messenger RNA from Colius striatus (speckled mousebird), 10886 nucleotides. It is a transcript of the gene ASH1L, whose product is annotated as ASH1 like histone lysine methyltransferase. Gene Ontology annotation, cellular component: nucleus. Bases 265 to 9351 code for a protein of 3028 amino acids. The transcript is spliced from 28 exons. Gene Ontology annotation, molecular function: chromatin binding; DNA binding; protein binding. The record is from RefSeq and is a predicted model, not a curated record. Lineage: Eukaryota; Metazoa; Chordata; Aves; Coliiformes; Coliidae.